GUAUAAUUAUGAGAGGUUCAUAAAAAAGGUUAGACAAAAAGUUCGCAAUAAGGCACGUGUUGAAGGAUCAAUUGUUGAGUCCUAUCUUGUUGACGAAAUUUCAAGCUUCACUUCCCUGUACCUUCCUGAAACUAUAUCUAACUCACGAAAUCGACCUCACCGCUAUGCUCAACAUUCUGUUAUGAGCACAAGUAGCCUAAGCUUAUUCCAAGUUAGGGGAUGGAAGGUUGGAAGAGGGAUAUCUAGAGUGUUAACUAUGGAAGAAUACAAGACAGCAAUGAUAUAUAUUUUGACAAACAUGGUUGAAAUGGAUGAGAUUAUGAAAAAAUUUGAACGUGAACAAUGGAGGCGCUCGAGACCACCAAAUCAAAAGGAAUUAGAUAGAUUAAGGCGAGAUGGAGGUGGUAAUAAUAAACCCAGCUUGCUGGAUUGGUUCAAAACUUUGUGCAUCAAGGAUGCAAGCAUAUGUAAUGAAUUGCGCCACAUUUCACGAGGAUGUAGCUUAAAAGUUAAGUCAUAUGACAUGUAUGAAGUUAAUGGGUACAGAUUUCGAUCUGAGAAGUAUGAAAAAUCUAGGGGGAAGCUUGCUACUAUUAAUACCGGGGUACUUGCUAUGGGAGUUGACGAUAUUACUAAUGAUGAGCUUGAGUAUUAUGGUUUUAUCAAGGACAUUAUAGAGCUCAAAUUUGAUGGUGAUAAUGAGUUUGCUCUUGUGUUGUUUGAGUGCCAUUGGUUCCACCCAACUGAUGGAGUGAGACACUUGAACAGAUUUGGAUUAGUCGAGGUAGCACAUGCAUCAUCCAAUCCUACCAAUGAGCCUUUUGUUCUUGCUAACCAAGUAACCCAAGUUUAUUAUGUUCCAUAUGCAUGCACUUCUGAUGAAACUCUUAAUGCAUGGUGGGUUGCCUACAAGGUGGCACCUCUAGGUAGUGUACCAACUCCCUCAAUGGAUGAUUACAGUGAUGCACCUCAAACAACUAUAGAUGUCUUUCAAGAAGAUGGUCUGCAAGGUGACUUAUUUGUACAACUAAGAUUUGGCCUUGAUAACAUUGCACCUCGAGGUUCAGAUGAGGUUGAUGACCCAGAUGAUUUGUUUGUCCUAACGAAUCAAGAACAUUCUGGUAGUAUAGGGCAUGAUCAUCCAUCUGAUGAAGACGAAGAAAACAUGUCUGAUACAGAAUCAUGUCCUGAAAUAUAUGUUGAAAAUUACCAAGAAGACAUUGAUGAUUUGUAAUUUUAUAUUUUAGUAUUGGUAUUAUAAAUAUAUAUUGAUGACACUUGGAAGAAGGCAAUGCCGUCCUAUCGAGAACUCAGUAGCUAUUGAGAAUCUUAUUGAGGAUGAGGGUUACUUACGGGGUCCUUCUGAACUUCCACCUGCUAUUCCUAAUGAGAAAGAUCGCCCAUUGAUUGAACCUGAUGGCAAUACCCACUGGAUUGAACUCUCUAUAUUACAUAAAGGCCGGAAGCCAGCAAGUGUAUUGUCAUGUCUCCUAAGGGAAUAUCAUCCUGGAAUUGUUAACUACAAAGGAAAAACAUUGGUGGCAAAGAAAUGGCUGCAUUAUGAAGCUCAAAAGGACACAAGUGGCCGUUCUGUUGCCAAUGAAGUUGAAGAUAAUUUCUGGCUAAGGUUUAGGUGUGAACCUCAAUAUGCAGAAGCUGCAAGACAACAUGUUGGAAGGUGCUGCAAGGUUCUCAUCACAAGUGUCAUGUACUAUGCUAGGAUCAAUGCCAUAAUAGACCACUGUCGCAAAGUUGAAAAACAAAAAAAGAUAUCAGACAAGGCUGCUGGGCACUGUUAUCUACUAAGAAAUGAGUACAUAGCACAAAAACCUAAAUGGUGCACUCAGGAGGCUUGGGCUGUUCUAGUUGAUGAAUGGUGUGAUCCUUCCUGGAUUAAAAAAUCAGAGAAAAGUCGUGCCAAUAGAACCAACUCAAAAUAUAAGCCUCAUAAGGGUGGUUCUAACUCCAUUGCGAUAAUAAGACAAAAAAUGUCUAUGAGAGAAGGGCGGGACAUAAGUAAGAUUGAGGCGUGGGUCUACACACAUAGAGGGGCCGAUCCAAAUAACCCUGAUGAACUGAACACUGAGGAAGCCACCGAGUGUCUGAAGGAUUAUAGAACAAAUGUUGCUAGAUUACGUGGGAAAGGAUACAAUUGGAAGAAUAAUCCUGUUGAUCCUCAAGCUCUAUACAAUUGCUCUGCCAGGAAGGGACAUGGUAGAUGGGCAACAUUUAAUGGGCUUAUUAAUGAUAAAGAGGCUAUUGAUGAGGUUAGAGUUGGUAGAGCUUCCUCCGUUGUUCGUAAGCGUCUUUGUCAAGAACAAGAUGAAAAUGAGAAAAGAAGGCAGUCUGAAAAGAUUCGGAGAACAGAGGAUCAUGCUAAGAGUGUCUUAUCAUGGGGUUUAGGCUUGUAUGAUCAUUGCAAUGGCAUGCAUAAGCUUCUUGUGACUCUUGCUACCAACCAAGGUGUUCCUGCUAAUGAAAUUCCACCUCGAUUUCCUCCACCACCAUCUCCUCCAGGCUCUCACAAUGAAUCUCCUAUUCUUCAUGAUCAUAACAUGAUUGCCCUUGUUGAACUGAAAAACCAAGAGAGUGCAUUCAAUGUGGUUGCUGAAGGAAUGUUCGGAGGCUACUUAAGUGCAAUGUGCAACGAAGCAGAAAGUUCCUCUCCAAAUUUGGAUGAUGAAAUUGACCCCUUCUGAUUUAGUCUCCUUUAAAAUAUUAAAACUUGUUAGCUACUUAAUUAGUAUUUUUUUGGUCCCUUGUAGACAAUUACUCUGCUUUAGCAACUCUAGCUAAUGCAGGUAAUGAUUAUUAUUCUUUUGGUCCCUUGUGGACAAGCAUUCUGCUUUAGCAAGUCUAGCUAAUGCAAGGAAUGAAUCUACGCUACAUGAUGAUCUUUUGCUGGAUUGUAGCCAACAUAAAAAUGUUGCAUAGGAGUAAAUUCUAUACAUGUAAUAGGAUAAAUUAGUUGAGACUAUCAAACCCAGUGACAUUACUGAAUUUGGACUUGAGUGUCGUAUGGCUAAUUGAUCUAACAUGUUUUUACAUAUGUGUGCAUUAAUUUCAUUAUUAAUAAAAUACCAC
Messenger RNA from Oryza brachyantha (malo sina), 3084 nucleotides. RefSeq lists its product as uncharacterized. The transcript has 11 exons. The record is from RefSeq and is a predicted model, not a curated record. The coding region runs from base 1272 to 2699 and encodes 475 amino acids. Gene Ontology annotation, biological process: transposition. Lineage: Eukaryota; Viridiplantae; Streptophyta; Magnoliopsida; Poales; Poaceae.